AUGACGAUACCUGGUCCCUCUGAGCCAGCCAGCCUCAAAAUGGCCCCAUCGCCCAGCAUACCCAACGAGGUGAGCGGCGCCACGGCGGUCCCCGCUCCUCACAAGGCCGGGGACAUCACCAAACUCACCAGCCGAUCUGCCGUGGUGCAGGCACUCUCCGAACUGUCCACCUACUCUUCAUCCCUGGACGACGAGCUGGUCUCGCUUUUCGAAGAAUCUGAACCCGUUGUCGCCGAUGCUAGGCGAUCCAUCGCUGGCUUGGCGCCACAAGUUCAGCUGAUCCAGGAAGAGGCCGACGUGCUCGAUCGACGACUACAAAGCUCAGCUUCGGUGGCCAAGCGCAUCUCGGAACGUGUCCGCCUGUUGGACGAAGAACGGAAGCGCAUCGCACUCGCCACCGAAUGGGCGGUCCGCGUCGCGGAGCUCAAGUCGUCUCUGUCCUUACUCGCCUCUGCCGUCGAACAUCGAGACUGGGACAUGGCAACCAUGCACUGCCGUAGAGCACUCGCCAUCGAUCCCGCCAUUCGCUCCAGCCGAUUUGCAGCCGCCGUUGUCCCCUCCACCGACCUCCCCGAGCUACCAGAGACGACUUUGCUCGAGCUGCGAAAGACCAUGCUCACCGCGUUUACGGACGCCUUCAUCCGAUCUACCCAGAACAAGGACGAGAAGGAGGCGUCGCGCUUUUUCAAACUGUUUCCCCAAGUCGGAUGGAAGAAAGAGGGGCUGGAAGUGUAUAGCAGCUUUGCAAGGUCGAUGGUGCGCGAAAAGGGGCGCAGCAUCUCGGAUUCGCUCGGGUCUGGCAAAGCGCAGCAUCCGACCCACUUUGCUCUGCUGCUCACAUCGCUGUUCGAGCACCUGGCCAUGCUCAUCGACAUGCACCAGCCUGUAGUAGACAGGCACUACGGCGUGGGUAAUUUUGGUCACGGUGUGAUGCCGGGGUUGCAGGAGGAGUGCGAUCGGCUAGGCCACCGCAUCAUGGACUCGUGGCGGGAAGAUCGCAACGUGCGAAGACGGUUGGACGAAGUGCAGGCCUAUCGAUUCACCGGGGCGGUGGUGGCGAGCAAGACGCAGCAGUCGACGUUCAAGGCUUCCUUCGGAGUUCCCGGCAGGAGCUCAAGUCCCGCCGCGGGGUCGACGGCCAAUAGCUCGUUUGACGAGCCCUCAGGUCCAGACGGGCGCGAGGUCGAUCGCAUCCUGACAGAGCUCGCUGCCAUGUCAUCGAGGUGGGGGCUGUAUCGGCGUUUCUUGCAGAGUCGUUUGGCGUCAGAACAUGGUGCAGCAGAAGGUGUCAAAGGCACGCUCGAGGACGAACGCGCAGCACAGGCCGACGAGCCGCUCAAGGACUUUCGUCGCAAUUCUAUGGACCGACGCAGCUCCAUCGCCUCUAGUAUAAUUGCACGACACGACACGACCGUCGCUGACGACGCACUGCCCACCGAACCCGUCGACCACGCUGCCCUGUCCAAGCUGGGCCAAGAAGUGCUCGAGUCCAUGCAGACCAUCUACAUGCCCAUGGAAACCUGGUACCUCCGCAACUCGCUCGAAAAGGCCUUCCGCAUCGACCAGCCCGACACCACAUCGCGCCCCUACACCUCCUCCAUCCUCGACGACGCGUUCUACGUGAUCCGCACCGUCCUUGCCCGCAUCCUCUCCACGUCAUCGCUCACUAUCCUCAACGACAUGGCGCGCGCGGUCAAGGCCGCCGUGGAGCAGGACUACAUAGAGGUGAUUGUGCGCAAGAUGGAGACGCUCUGGCGCGGGAUCUCGGGGAGCAUGACCGUUGAGGGUCCACGCAAGGACGCGGCGAGUCGCGAGAUGCGCAUGGUGUUCAUCACGUAUUUGAAUGUGUUGGAUGUGAGUUCGACGUACAUGGCUCGUGUGUUGGUGGAAGUGGGGCACGAGGCGGCGCUGAUGAGACUGUUCGAGCCCGCGGAGAUGGACGGAGCGUCGGCGGCGAUCAGCGGGUUGUCGCAGUUAGUCAAUCGGUUCCGGUCGUCGUUGCGGACGGAGAUCGAGCAUCUGUUUACGCAGCUUACUGCGCCCAGGCUACGCGGGUUGCUGCUCGAGACGUAUCGCGAUGUCUCGUACGUCCUCGACGACGAUGCCUACUCGGACGCCGAGGCGCGCGACCUGGUGCGCCGCCGCUUCGUCAAGGCGUGGGAUCUCAUCUUCCACCACUUCCGCGGCCCGUUCACGGAAGCCAACUUCACCACGUACGUUGGCAUGGCCCUCGACGCGCUGCUCAAGCCCUGGGAAUCGCUGGUUAUGGGCAUGCGCUUCACCGAGCUCGGCGCGCUCAAGUUCGACAAGGACCUACGGGCGGUGAUGGCGUUCCUGUCGACGCAGACCGAGCUGCCGAUCAGAGACCGGUUCACGCGGCUGCAGCAGGUGAGCUACGUGCUCAACCUGGACAGUGCCGACGACGAGGGGGAUCUGUAUCAGAACGCGGUGGCCUCGGGCAUUUCCUGGAGGCUGUCCAUGAGCGAGGUCAAGACUGUACGCUCGUUGAGGUUGACUUGA
Messenger RNA from Sporisorium graminicola, 2520 nucleotides. RefSeq lists its product as uncharacterized. Bases 1 to 2520 code for a protein of 839 amino acids. The record is from RefSeq and is a predicted model, not a curated record. NCBI's taxonomy places the organism in Eukaryota, Fungi, Basidiomycota, Ustilaginomycetes, Ustilaginales, Ustilaginaceae. The transcript has a single exon.